GUGAGACCAUGCGGAUUGCCUCCUCUGAAUUUGCUGAUGACCCAUGCUCCUCAGUGAAGCGUGGCACCAUGGUACGGGCAGCAAGAGCUCUGCUAUCAGCUGUAACACGCUUACUCAUCCUGGCGGACAUGGCAGAUGUCAUGAGACUUUUAUCUCAUCUGAAAAUUGUGGAGGAAGCUCUGGAAGCUGUCAAAAAUGCUACAAAUGAACAAGACCUUGCAAACCGUUUUAAAGAGUUUGGAAAAGAGAUGGUGAAACUUAAUUAUGUAGCAGCAAGAAGACAACAGGAGCUGAAAGACCCUCACUGUAGGGAUGAGAUGGCAGCCGCUCGCGGGGCACUGAAGAAGAAUGCCACAAUGCUGUACACAGCGUCUCAAGCCUUUCUUCGCCACCCUGAUGUUGCUGCCACAAGAGCCAACCGAGAUUAUGUGUUCAAACAAGUGCAGGAGGCCAUUGCUGGCAUUUCCAAUGCUGCUCAAGCUACCUCUCCCACUGACGAAGCCAAAGGCCACACGGGCAUCGGCGAGCUGGCUGCAGCCCUUAAUGAGUUUGAC
Messenger RNA from Castor canadensis (American beaver), 554 nucleotides. The record is from RefSeq and is a predicted model, not a curated record. Lineage: Eukaryota; Metazoa; Chordata; Mammalia; Rodentia; Castoridae.